AUGCUUGUGCACCGUUUGCGAACAAGCCCCGAUGCAUCAUCCGCCGCCAGCUUGGAUCAACCAGUGAACUCGGAUGCCCGUUGCCGGUGGCAGGAUCACAAUAUGCCUGAAUCCUCCGUUCUCCUCAAAUCUGCCGGGCGCAGAGCCUUCCAAACCACCCCGAGGAGUCAUCAGAAGGCCCAAGACGACCAAUCUCUCCUGGCUGCGUGCCCUGGAAACUCGACCUGCCCUUGGCUUGCCGUUAUGAGCAAGAACGGGGACAGUAUUGGCCGCCGCAUUAUGCCGCAGGAAACUACCGCAGAGAGGCCGGACUCGCGGCACCACAAAGAAGAUGCCGUGUGCCUCCGUGUGCCCUGUGGCCAGGGAGUUUUCAAACGCUUUCAGACGCCUUUCGAAGGGUGCCACGAGCAGGAGACGAACGAUGUUUUCCGCACGACGUACGGGGUUCUAAUUUUUCCGUUGCGAGUACCUUUCUGGAUGCUAGAUAGGGAGCGCGACUUUGUGUGCAAUGCGCUAGACACGCAAGAAUCACAGCGGUUGGGUUGCAAGGGCUUCCUUGGUCAGACCGAUUUCUGGAGAGAAGAAGGCGAUGCUCCGAUUCUGAAGUUUGACUUCGGCUGGUUGGAGGCUCACAGGGAAGAGGCAGUCCGCAGAGCCACAGCUUGGCUGCCGCACAUCGGUGUCGAGGCAAGCCGUGUCGAUGUCGACACCAAACCCCUCUCCACGGAAGGGGCCAGGAUAUUCCGAGCAGAUGCCAACCGGACCUUUCGAAGUGAGCCGAAUCGUCUCGUCUGUAUCAAGCUGCUCUCCUUUUCUCAGCAGAAGUUCGGAGACUACCAGCAGUCCCUCGGGUACGUUGCAGGCUUGCUCCUGCUCUUCUUCGACCCAGCCACCUGCUUCAAAGUCUUGACUGUCCUCAACGACAGUCCGAAGUACCUGCCGGGAUACUGGCGUGGAGAGGCAACUGCCUGCGCGGUUGAUGGGUAUGUGUGCGAGAGUUUGCUGAAGCAGCCCGUCAGACAACGCUUGAAGGAGCUUGGAUUGCUCCCAGAGACCUUCGUGCAGAAGUGGUUUGCCGGGCUCUGCAUCCACCAUCUCCCCUAUGGCAUUCUUUUCGACUUCCUGGACAACUUCUUCGAAUCAGGCAACUCCUAUUUGUUUCAGUUCUUUCUGGCCUUCUUUGACGAGUUUGAGGCCGAGAUCCUGAAUGCGGCUAACAAUCCCGAAGCGAACAUGCUGAUACGCUUCGAAUCAGCUCCGCAAGAGCGCCUCAGCAAAGUGGUUCAGGCAGCGACUGAGGAAAGGUAUGCCGGGAGAGUGAAGUCGCUAGAUGUUCAUCGAUGCCGCAUUACAGCCUUUCAGGACACGCUGUCAAGAAGGCUCCAAAGUGCGAACGAAGGUAUGUGGCAAAAAAACGACGAUGACAUUACGUUCUCGGAUGAGGAGGAUGGAUGA
Molecule: messenger RNA, 1455 nt
Organism: Symbiodinium sp. CCMP2592
Lineage: Eukaryota; Dinophyceae; Suessiales; Symbiodiniaceae
Source: the annotation of a GenBank genome assembly